Molecule: messenger RNA, 1190 nt
Organism: Dinoponera quadriceps
Lineage: Eukaryota; Metazoa; Arthropoda; Insecta; Hymenoptera; Formicidae
Product: endocuticle structural glycoprotein SgAbd-2-like
Exons: 3
Coding region: 137-556 (139 amino acids)
Source: RefSeq, a predicted model, not a curated record
GUUGUGGUACAGCAUGAUCGCGACAUCGAGACGCUCUCAUGUCGGGUAAUACGGUGUACAAAGUGUCCUCUUCAUUUUUAUCGUCCGCGUUCCAACAUCACUGUCGCUGUUGUCAUCGUCGUAACUGACAGCCACAAUGGUCCAUCGCGGGAUUAUUUACUCGCUGAUCUGGUUGCUGUGGUUUCCGGCGUGCUUCCCAGCUCGGAGAUUGUUACCCGUUCAGCAGGCACCGUUAUUCGUUCGCGGUUCCAGAGAUUUGGUCCCGGUUUUACCGUUUAUGAAUAGGCCAAGAGCGGCCUCAAAUACGGCGUUCUCCAUGAACGUCGUCGACGAGGACAAACAGGAACUCUUUAACGAUUUCGGCUAUCAAGUGAUUGGACAUUACGCUUACACGAGUCCCGAAGGAAUCCCCGUCUACGUUAGUUACAUCGCAGACGACAAAGGGUAUCGAGCCAAAUUCAAUCUGGGCUCAGUAACCAUUCCACAUACACCUGUAUCACAUGUAGGACCUGUAUCAUAUGCAGCACCUAUACCAGAUGCCUUUAGAAUACGUUAAAUUUCGACACUUGGGUUUAUCAGCAAGCAGUUUGAGUUGAAAAAAGCUUUUCGUGCAACUGGUCGCAAAUUUGCUCGCUUAUCACGGUUUUCAGCUAAGCGGAAAUUUAGUGCAUCCUGAUUGAAUACUUAUAAGUGAACACAGACUAAUUAGUUUAGUUAUAUUGAAUUUAAUUAGACUUGAAUAAUGUGAUUCAGUGUCCAAUCUGUGCCCAAUCGGAAGCCGUUCCGAAAUUCAAAGAAAUUAGAUUUGAAAAAAAUCUUAUCUAAUCUUAUCUAAUAUUAUGUUUUGGUGGACACACCUUUUUUUAGUUAGAGCGCAUCGUGUAAAAUGUACAUCGUGGAAUAUUAAGGAAAAUUCUAAAGAAUUAGGCGUUUUAUCGUAAAAUAAGAAUUGUACGAAAAAUGAUUAUCACAUAUCAAAGUUUAUUAUUUAUGUCCUUUAUUAAUUACUACAAUAAAACGUAUAAAAAUAGGAUAGAAAAAUUUAUUAUGCAUCAAUUUCAAACUGUGCAACUUGUAUUGUCGCAAGUUACACAUAACUUGGAAUACUUUUUAUAGCUAUAUAUGAAUUCUUACGAUAAAAAAAUAUAAUAUAAUAUUUUGCGGAACCGAAAUGUUUUGUGCCCGAUACG